AUGGCCAAUAGACAUCGGAACAACUCCCGAUCAUCCAGAUCCCUCGUUCCAAAUAUCGACAUGGGUCCUAUUCUAGGCACCCAACGCUCAUGGAACGAUAUCGAGAAAGCUGUGUCAGCAGACAAGCAAAGAGAGGAAGCAAACAAGUCGCCUGCCCAGAGAGCCAAGGAGCAGCAUGAACGAGAAGUAAAGCUUGCUAGACACGCUAGACGUAUGCAAAAUCGUGUCACGAUUGAACAUAUGAGAAAAACACCAUGGGAUACCGAGCUAAAGGCGACAGAUAAAGCCGCGGAAAGUCUACUCAAUUACAUCAAAGCACAAAAACAGCAAGCCCGACAUUCCAACAAAUGGGGAAGUAAGAUUGCAUCUAAACUCCAUUCGAAAGCAACACAAGAGCGAAUCGAAGCGGAUACGAAACAACAGAUGCUAGUGUUGGAGAGGAACUUUGAGAUGGCUAGAAAGGCGGAAGAAGAGCGUUGGCUACAGGAAACUAGGCGAGGAUCGUAG
This is a messenger RNA of Botrytis sinoallii, 507 nucleotides long. RefSeq lists its product as uncharacterized. The coding region runs from base 1 to 507 and encodes 168 amino acids. The record is from RefSeq and is a predicted model, not a curated record. Lineage: Eukaryota; Fungi; Ascomycota; Leotiomycetes; Helotiales; Sclerotiniaceae. The transcript has a single exon.